Messenger RNA from Cladocopium goreaui, 1137 nucleotides. The record is from the annotation of a GenBank genome assembly. NCBI's taxonomy places the organism in Eukaryota, Dinophyceae, Suessiales, Symbiodiniaceae.
AUGUGCUUAGUGGCGCCUGCAGCUGAAGAUCCAUCGGCAGAAGCUUGUGAGGAUGCAGUCCUUCUUGGAGAUGGUCGUGAAAUUUGGCGCCUGGAGCCUUCUGGUCACUUAGUCUCGCAGGAUGGUCGCUGCCUGAUGGCGGAUAGCACUGGUGUCCGCCUAACAGGGCAAUGUGACACCGGCCCCGGCCAGGCCUGGCAGUUGCUGGGAACCAACCAGCUACAGCUCGACCAGGGUGCAGAAGGCAUGUGUUUGACGCUCUCUUCAAGCCCAUUGGUGGAUGUGGCGCAGGGACAAAGUGCCCAUGCCACGUCAAGCAUCGAUGCCUUUCACAGCGCCGAGCAAGCGGUGGAUGGCACGUCCUCCAGCUAUUGGGCAGCUGAUCCAGAGGACCAAGAGAAAAUUUUUUGGAUCUCCUUCCCCCAAACCAGGCUCAAGAUGUUGGACAUCAACUGGGAAUACCCUCCCGAUGCCUUUCAGGUGGAGUUGACCAAGGAUGGUGUCGACUGGGAACCUGCUUACGCCGUUGACAGCAACAUGUUGCAUGCUACUCGUUCGCGCAUCCCACUGAAGGGACAAGAAACUAUUGGCAUGAGGCUCCGCCUCCAUGCAUCAGACAAGCAAUUGGUUGGCAUUCGUACUCUUCAAACCUUUUCCUUGAACAAUUUGCCCGGCCUAGAGCCCUGUGAGACUCCAAAGAUGGCCAGGGACAAGUGGUUCUUAAGCAGCGUGACCCAAUUCGACCCAACGCAGCGCUUGCGGAAAGCUGACUAUCAGCUGAGUCAGUUGCCAGAGAAUCGGCAAAUUGAUGAGAGCUGGGUGGUUGAGAAGCCACCAGAGCGGUCAUCACCAGUGGUCUCUUUCCUGGAAUCUUUGACGCCUUCUGAGCUGAAGCCCUUGACCCAGUGGCGUCAACAACACCGACGAACCCUGGAAGGCUUCCUGUGUGCUGCAGCGUUCGUCCAGGAUGGCCAGGUUUACACCAACUGCACUGAUGCGCCCACGCCGCAGGGUGACUCUGGACGUGAAUGGUGCUACUUGGAUCCUCAACUUCAAGAUCUUCAAGUGGGCGAUGGGACGCCGUCAUGGGGAUACUGUGCGCGAGUGGUGGAUUACGACGCCCUACGCAAGCAGUGA